UAAAAGAGAAGAUGAAACAACAAGAGGAGAAAAACAAUGCCUUAAGAAAUGAAUUAAGCGAUGCAAGAGAAAUGAUAACUGGAAUGAAGAAAAGAAUGAUCAGAGCCGAAAGAUCAUUUGACGGGUCAACAUAUACCCGUUGGGGUAGGACUAUAUGUCCUAAAGGAGCCUUUCUGGUUUACGAAGGUUAUGCCGCUGGUGGUCACUAUACCCACAAGGGUUCUGGUUCAAACUACAUGUGCUUGCCUAAAGAUCCUACAUGGGGUCAAUACAUAGAUGGUUUCCAAUCAGCCGUCAGAAUAUACGGAGCUGAAUACCACACCGGCGAUUACCCAUACUGGAAACAUUUCCAUCACCAAGACGUGCCUUGUGCAGUGUGCAGGAUCCCUAGGAAUAACAUAUGUUUUGGAGUACAGUGGUUAUCUUAUGGGCGGUCACUUCUCACAAGCUGGAUCAUCGGAAUAUGUCCCUUGUUGUUUCCUCGUCUACGGUAA
Messenger RNA from Ruditapes philippinarum (Manila clam), 494 nucleotides. RefSeq lists its product as uncharacterized. The transcript has 2 exons. NCBI's taxonomy places the organism in Eukaryota, Metazoa, Mollusca, Bivalvia, Venerida, Veneridae. Bases 12 to 494 code for a protein of 160 amino acids. The record is from RefSeq and is a predicted model, not a curated record.